Molecule: messenger RNA, 1575 nt
Organism: Paraglomus brasilianum
Lineage: Eukaryota; Fungi; Glomeromycota; Glomeromycetes; Paraglomerales; Paraglomeraceae
Source: the annotation of a GenBank genome assembly
AUGACGACUAGCGACAAAGCGGCAAACUUACCUAUCCUCUGUGUUGCACAAAUAGUUUAUGAAUUGUCUGAGAGCAGCAGAGACCUUUACUCCUGUCUCUUUGUUAAUCGCAUUUGGUGCCGAUGCGCUAUUGUUUAUUUAUGGAAGACACCUUUCUAUUGGAGUGGAUCCAAAUCAAAGAGAAUGCUCGGCAAAUUCUUGGCACUGCUACCGAAAAAAACUCUCGAUGAGUUGACAGGUUCACUAGGAGUCGACAUACCACCGCAAAAUAUGCAUCCAUUUUUCGACUAUUUGAGCUUUGUCAGAACAAUGAAAAUGCAAUACUGCUUGACCGCAGUAGUACGUUAUCUCGGUAAAACGGAACUAGAGGAAUGUGGACAUUUGCUGCUUCUAAGACUAUGCAGAGAGAUAGUCAAACACUGCCCGUCGCUAUCAGAAAUAGAUAUGACCCAGCUCGAUUAUGACGAAGAAUAUGACGAAGCGAGCGACACUACUUAUGAUAUAAGCUAUUCUCUCCAUGAAUGGCCUCAUGAAAUCUGGAACAUUUUCACUACGGAACGCACAAAUUUUAAUCAAUUAAGGCGAUUUGAAUUUGGGCAAAUGUUUCGCCCGGACAUUUUAAAUAGCGCCGCAGAAAAACUAAAAAAGCUUGAUUUUUUCAAAAUCGAUGGGUCAGAUUGUACCACAUUGGCAGAUGCUAAUCGUUGGUGUGACGCAAUCAGUAAACUUAUAUGCCAGCAAGAAAAAUUAGAAGCUGUAUCGCUAUCUCUUGAUUUUCAAAGUCAUGGAAUCAGUUCAAAACCAGUCUGGCAAGCUUUAUAUGCCCAAAAGAACUAUCUCAAAAAAGUCAAAAUUACAUGUCUGUCAUCAUUUGACAUACUUGCUCUCCUUGGUCAUUUUACAAAUCUUUGUUAUAUCAAGCUAAAGUGUUGUAGUUUAUAUCCACCAUAUCCUUUGCAGCUACCAUCAAACGCAUUCUCUCACCUUCAUACUCUUAAAUUAUGUGAUGUAAAAAUUAAUCGUUAUGGAUUUAAUGCUAUAUUAGGAAAUUUGAAGGAAAGUUUAACAACACUGUCUAUAAGACAAGUAUGUGACAUGGACCAGAAAUAUUAUGCUGAAACAUGGAAAGCUUGUGCAAUGAAUACACCCAAACUUGUCAGUCUGGAAGUUGAUGUAUAUCUACAGAAUUCUAUUACAUUUAUGCAAACUGUUCUUCCAUUAUGGAGACACUUGAAAGACUUGUCUGUCUUUAUUUGCAAAAUUCAUUCUUCUCACCAAGAUGAUGAAAUACCAGUAAGAAUAUUGUUGGCACUUGGUAUUAAUCUACCACUAUCAGUAAAAUGUCUCAAAGUGGGAAUUAAUUAUCAACUGUCUUUGGAAAUUUUGACCACGUUUUUAUCUAACUAUACAGAAAAUCUUGAAUUUUUCACUCUUAGCAUUAAUUUGUAUGAUAAUACUUACAUUGAUUCAUUACUAGAAUAUACAAAAAUUGAUUUAAGAGAUAUUAGUUUCAAUGACAAAUUGAGUUUUUUUAUUGAGAUAAAAAAUUGUUUUCAAGAUUUAAAAAUUUCUUAA